CCCGGCCGGGCAGGUGCAGAACCGGCGGCGCGGCGCGGGGCGGGCCCGACCCAGCCUCCCCGGCCCGCCCGGACCUGCCCGCCGCGGCGCAGUCUCGCGGGAUCGCGCUCAGCCGUCGGGUGGUGGGGACCGGGCGGCGACGGAGGCCGCGAACGCGCGCUCCCCGGACCGGGCUCCAGGACAUGGCCCCGCGGUGAAAUGAGGCCUGUGGGCCGCGCACCCCCGGGCUGGGCCUCUUCGGACCUGCGGGCAGCCAGGUAGUCGGGAGGAUGCGGAGGGACGAGGCGCGCGCCCCGCUGUGGCUGUGGCUGUGGCUGUGGCUGUGGCUGUGCGCGGCCCUGCCCCUGGCCGGCGGCCACAGCCUCUUCACCUGCGAGCCGGUGACCGUCCCGCGGUGUCUGAAGAUGGCCUACAACCUCACCUUCUUCCCCAACCUCAUGGGGCACUACGACCAGGGCAUCGCGGCCGUGGAGAUGGAGCACUUUCUUCCCCUCGCCAAUCUGGAGUGUUCGCCGAACGUCGAAACUUUCCUUUGCCAAGCGUUUAUCCCAACCUGCACGGAGCAAAUUCACGUGGUCCCACCCUGCCGUAAAUUCUGCGAGAAAGUGUAUUCUGACUGCAGGAACAUCAUGGACACCUUUGGGAUCAGGUGGCCCGAGGAGCUUGAAUGUGACAGGCUGCGGUACUGUAACGAGACGGCUCCCGAGGUUCACGGUCGGCACGGAGGAGCUCUCGGUCCCCAGAAGAAAACGGAGCAAGUCCAGAGAGACAUCGGAAUCUGGUGUCCGAGGCAUCUGAAGACUUCUGGGGGGCAGGGCUAUAAAUUCCUGGGCAUCGAGCAGUGUGCACCUCCGUGCCCCAACAUGUAUUUCAAAAGCGAUGAGUUAGAAUUUGCAAAAAGCUUUAUCGGAAUAGUUUCCAUCUUUUGCCUGUGCGCGACCCUGUUCACCUUUCUCACCUUCCUGAUCGACGUCAGGAGGUUCCGGUACCCCGAGAGGCCGAUCAUCUACUACUCCGUCUGCUACAGCAUCGUGUCUCUCAUGUACUUCAUUGGGUUUUUGCUGGGCAAUAGCACGGCCUGCAACAGGGCGGACGAGAAGCUGGAGCUGGGGGACACCGUGGUCCUGGGCUCCCAGAACAAGGCCUGCUCCGUCCUGUUCAUGUUCCUGUACUUCUUCACCAUGGCCGGCACGGUGUGGUGGGUGAUCCUCACCAUCACUUGGUUCCUCGCGGCCGGGAGGAAGUGGAGCUGCGAGGCCAUCGAGCAGAAGGCCGUGUGGUUCCACGCCGUGGCCUGGGGCAUCCCGGGCUUCCUGACGGUGAUGCUCCUGGCCAUGAACAAGGUGGAGGGGGACAACAUCAGCGGGGUUUGCUUUGUCGGCCUCUACGACCUGGCCGCCUCCCGCUACUUCGUGCUCCUGCCGCUGUGCCUGUGUGUGUUUGUGGGGCUGUCCCUGCUCUUGGCCGGCAUCGUCUCCCUCAACCACGUGCGACAAGUCAUCCAGCACGACGGCCGCAACCAGGAGAAGCUGAAGAAGUUCAUGAUCCGCAUCGGCGUCUUCAGCGGCCUGUACCUGGUGCCCCUGGUGACGCUGCUGGGGUGCUACGUCUACGAGCAGGUGAACAGGGUGACCUGGGAGAUCACGUGGGUCUCGGACCACUGCCGCCAGUACCACAUCCCGUGUCCUUACCAGGUAAAAACAACAGCCCGACCGGAACUGGCACUCUUCAUGAUAAAAUACCUGAUGACACUGAUCGUCGGGAUCUCUGCCGUCUUCUGGGUUGGAAGCAAAAAGACCUGCACCGAGUGGGCUGGGUUUUUUAAACGAAAUCGCAAGAGAGAUCCCAUCAGCGAGAGCCGCCGGGUGCUGCAGGAGUCCUGCGAGUUCUUCCUGAAACACAACUCCAAGGUGAAGCACAAGAAGAAGCCCUGCAAGCCGGGUUCGCACAAGCUGAAGGUCAUCUCCAAAUCCAUGGGGACCAGCACCGGGGUGACCGCGUAUCACGGCACCUCCGCCGUGGCCAUUGCCGACCAGGACUUCCUGGGACAAGAGACGGCGACAGACAUCCAGACCUCGCCCGAGGUGUCAGUGAGAAAGGCAGGCACGGCCAGGGAGCAGGACCUCGGGGAGCCCACGUCCCCCACAGCCAGCUCCAGAUUCGUCGGGGACAUGGGUGACAGGAAAAGCCAGGCCACCAGCGUGCAGGACAGGGCCAGUGUCUCGGACAGUGUCCGGAGCGAAGGAAGGCUGAGUCCCAGGAGCGACACUGCUGCUGCUGGCCCGGGGCAGGGCAUGGUACCCCAAGGCCCCAGCUCCCCAGAGCCCGGCCACCUCGAGGACCCCACGCCCCCUGUCGGCCACGCGGCCUCGGGAGCUGGGCAGGCACAGGAGCCAGCGUCACCUGGACCACCAAGGACUACUGAGGACCCCGCGGGCCCAGCGUCGUAGGAACCCCAGGUCGCCUUCCUUCACAUCAGCUAUGAAGCGACUGGGUAAAAAACUGGUAUCAAGAAAAAUACGACUCUUUUCCCCAAAGGCUUCUGACACAUUCCUGAAAAUAGAAAUGUUUAGGUUAAUAAUAUUUUUUAAGUCGUGGGAGGAGGGAGCUGCAGGAAACUUCCUCUUCUAUUUCUUUUCUUUUCUUUCUUUUUUUGUUUGUUUUUAACUCCUCUUGAAUUUCUGAAGAUUCUACCUGGGUUGGAUGCGUUUUAAGAUACAUUUUCACUAUUUUGGUUUUUUGACAUCAAGGCAAGAUUUUUCUUUGUUGAAGUAUUUAAAACUUAUCUGUGUACUUUUAUAUGUAUUUGAAAAGAAACUUGUAUGUAUUUGAAUAUUUUGGACAUGUUGGAAAACCGAUUUGUGUAUUUUUAUUAUCAUAUUCUGAUAUUUUAGCACUGCUUUGGUAGCAUUUACACUGAAUUUCUAACAAAACUAGAACAUAGUAUUCUUUCAUAGUCUAACAAUAGUUGGCACACCUAAACGUCUUUUAUAAAAGGUGUUCAGCUUUAAAGAACCACUCUACCUUACUGCGCGGGAAUUUAUUUCUCAUUGAUUUAGGAAUUCCACGCAGAUUUCUACUGCACUGAAAUAAGGUGCUCACUGGAAGGGCGUCCCUGGGGUGCUGCUCCUGGUCCUUCUGCAUUUUGAAAUAAAAUAGCAGAGGAAACAUAUUCUUUUACAGACAAAGCCAGGUGCAAUUGGUUUCUGUUCCUUGAUGUUUCAUGACACCCAUGACUGCAUUACAGCCACUCCCAGCUGCUUAGGCAUCUCCUGUGUUUUAAUUUUUGUUUUUUAAUGCUUAGACUACUACAAACACUUUAUAUGGUGUAGCGGUAUUCUCAGAUGUUACGGCGCAGCAAAGUAACUGAGUGUACAAAAGUAUCUUAGCAAUGUUAGUGCCGGCCUGGUGGGGGAAGACACUGUUCUGAGGAACAGAAUGUGUUUGGUACACAUACUUCAAGCUAUUCAGGAGUUUUUACAGUUUUGUAUGUUGAACAAAAUUCUCUGAAACUUUUGGUAUAUUUAGCAUACUAUUAAAGCAUAAAACAAAAUGAUCAUGUACUGUAUGGAAAACGUUGUAAAUAUUAACUUUUCCACAUUUGUAAACAGAUAACUUUGUAUACCUUGUUUUGAGUGACCUUUUUAUUAAUAAAAUUUUCUUUAUAUAAGAGAUUAUAAAGUAUUCUGUGGUUCAGUGGUAUUGUGCAGGCCCAGGAAGUAGUACACAGUAAAACUUUGGGUUGCGAAUAAUUUGUUCUGCCCAUGUUCUGUAAGAUGAGCAAGCAUUUCUAAUAAAUUUUAACUUGAUAAACAA
Messenger RNA from Cavia porcellus (domestic guinea pig), 3816 nucleotides. It is a transcript of the gene Fzd6, whose product is annotated as frizzled class receptor 6. NCBI's taxonomy places the organism in Eukaryota, Metazoa, Chordata, Mammalia, Rodentia, Caviidae. The record is from RefSeq and is a predicted model, not a curated record. Gene Ontology annotation, biological process: canonical Wnt signaling pathway; non-canonical Wnt signaling pathway. Gene Ontology annotation, molecular function: Wnt receptor activity; Wnt-protein binding. The transcript has 7 exons. Bases 270 to 2450 code for a protein of 726 amino acids. Gene Ontology annotation, cellular component: plasma membrane.